AUGACGUUGGCCCUCGGGGUGGUCGCGAAGCGAAUGGCGGAGCCCCAUAGUACUAGUUCCCAAGCCAGAUGGAACAGUCAGGUUCUGUAUCGACUUCCGCAAGAGAAGGAAGGGCCAAACAAACCUUUGAGAGUGCGUGUCCGAUCUCCAGGCAACAAGUUAUCUGGCCGAUGGAAGCUACCCCAGGCCUCAGGCCUCAGGAGUCUGCGCAGACCUCAUGGCUACCUCUUGGGUUAUGGGGAAAGCAGCCGGAAGAUGAGUUAUGUUCCUCUGCAAAAACAUGAACGAAGCCAGGAAGCUAAGAAACUAGCAUCUGAAUCGGUUUAUGUGGUUUCACUGCAGUCAAGGAAUUCCCAAAGACAGAGUCAGCCAGUCUAUAGUGCAGCUUUAACCAAGAGAAAGGUCUCAGAGGAGGAUGAGCUAGAGGAGGCAAAAGACAUAAGUGUUCGUGUUAUGUCCUCUCAAUCUGUGCUUGUUGCAUGGACGGAUCCCAUAUAUGAAAAACCGAAGAAGGUUGACCCAACCAGGCGAUACGCUGUUCGUUAUCGAGAGAAAGGGGAAUCAGCAAGGUGGGAUUACAAACAAGUGCCUAACAGACGGGUGUUAGUGGACAAGCUGAUACCAGACACCAUGUAUGAGUUUGCAGUGCGAAUUUCAGAGGGAGAAAGGGAAGGCAAAUGGAGUGUUUCCGUUUACCAACGAACCCCAGAAGCUGCUCCUGCAAGUGCACCUGAAAAUUUAGAUGUUUGGCCAAUAAAAGGCAAAACAACCUCUGUCACUGCAUCUUGGGACCCUCUUGCAGAGAGUGAAGGAAAAGUAAAAGAAUACAUUCUUUCAUACGCCCCGGCUCUCAAACCAUUCGGAGCAAAGUCCAUCACCUACCGUGGAGGUACUACUUCUGCCAUAAUAGAUGGUCUGCAGCCUGGGGAACGCUAUAUUUUCAAAAUUCGUGCAGCAAACAGGAGGGGACAAGGUCCUCAGUCUAAAGCCUUCAGUGUCAUUAUGCCAACAGCCAGUAGGGAUGAUUCAAAUGUUCAUCAACAAACAAACAUUCAAGAUAAUAUGGAGUCUAAAAAACCUGGUGAUGAUGUGCCUUCAUCUCCAUCUCGAACCUUUCCUGUUCCUUCUCGGAAAAUCCAACCAUCAGCUUCCUCUAAGCAUACUGCUGUUCAUUCAUCUAGUUCUCCUAGUGGUGGAGAUACAAAAAGUCCUCUUUCUGAGUUUAAGAAUAAACUGUUGGCUGGUAGUGGGGUGCUGAAUAAAUCACAGCUAUUCUCUAAAAAGACAUCAGAGCGAGAACCUGAUCCCCAAGUCACUGAAGUCACAGAUGAUCAAGAUUCCUCCAUUGAAAUGCCAACACCAUUGCCUAAAACCCAAGAUCAGAGAAGACACAUUGGACCCUACUCUCCUAGCCGGCCAUUUCCUUCUGUCCUUUCUUCAGGUAGAACACCAGUUAGGCCACGCACUCCAGUAAGGACAAGACAAAUGAGCACAGACAAACAUGGCUCCUCUUCAUCUUCCUUGUCCCAACGCUCCUCAUCCUCUGCAUCUUCUCCCAUUUCUAAGUACACAGAUAAUGAAACAAAGCAUCAGAGACAAGGCAACUCUAAUAUUCCUUCUUCCCCUAAAAUCCCUUUAGAUAAUAUGCCUGCUGAAAAUGUACCUCAUGAUAUUGCAGAUAGUGUGGAGGAAAAGCAAGUAAGACUAGAUUCUGUGCCAUUAAAAAAAACAGGGUCCAGUCAAGUAUCUCCUAAAACUCCAGAACACACUCACUUGGCUUUACCAUUGAAUCGGCAGUCUUCUGUGUCUCGCAAGGUGGUCCAGAGCCAUCAGACUAAGCCACACACCUCUUCUGUGCCAGUUAAAUUACCUACAUCAUUAACAGUUACAAACUCUCAAAGUCAUUCACGCUAUCCCUCUUCUAAAUUAGUUCACUCUGAUACCCUGGAUAGUUAUGACAAUUAUGAUGGCAAAGAGGCAGAGAGUAGAAAUGAUAGGUCAAGUUCCAGUUCUUCUCAUGAUGGAGAUUCACUUCCAUCACUGCAAACAAAACUUCACUCAGGUUCUAAUCCUCACAUGUUGAAGGAUCCAAAAUUAGCCACCGCCGCUGCAUCAUCACAGUCUGCUGUUUCUGCUUCUGGUAAUCAUACUUUGACUAACUCACGCAUUCCAUCUUCUGCUAAACGCAAGUCUGAGGGAAGGGAUGCUGAUGAUGGUAAUUAUAGUAAGGACACAGAAACAGAAGGGGAAGAGAAAAGACAAGACUCUUCCUUGUCUAGGUUUAAUUCUAGGUCUUUUUUAGGACAGACUGCCUCUGAACGUUUUAAUUUGCCCAAGCACAAGUCAUCUCAUACAAUCAAUAAGUUUCCAAAUAAGAUCAGUAGUAGUCAAGAAUCUAAGCUACCACCAUCUAAACCCCCGUAUUCUGCUGUCUCCUCAAAGGUUCAUCCUCAGACUAAUGCACGCCUAACCUCAACUAGUGCCACUAGGUCUAGUUCCAAUAUCGAGAGAGAUACUAGAGAACUGGAGGGUGAAGAUGAGAAACCAUUACCCUCAACUAUUGCACAUGACCAUUCACCUUCCUCUUCUAGACUGUCAUCUUCAGCAGCAAUCUAUUCUAGAAGAAGAAGUCCUUCAGUAGAGUCUAGUGUUCACCGCAGAGAGCCAGUCAAAGAAAAAUCACAGCUCCCUGGUUCAGAAGAUGAACUUCUUAGUACAGAAAUAGAGGAAACUCCCACAAAAUCAGGCUCUUUGCUUACAGUCCGCCGAUCUUCUUCAUUGCCCUCAAUAUCUGGGAGAUCUCCCUCAUCUACCAAAACUAACCACCACUCUAGUCCUAGUGUUUCUCACCAGGUAACAAAUGGUCAGGAUUCAAGGUCAAGAGCUUUAUCAGGCUCAUCAUCUUCUACUGGGUCUUCAUCAGUGGCUACUGCAGAAAAGUAUUCUCUUGUACAGUCUUUUACUUCCAAACAACAGCCUGAUGAUCAGGACAGUAAGGAGGUGAAGGAAACCUUUGCGAAAUCAAAACAAAGUAUACCUUUGUCUAAAAAAACAUUAACUGGAGGCUCUCAUUUUUCAUCUAAAAAACCUCUCCAUUCAGAACCAAGCCCUUCUCAAAAGGCACAUGCGGGUCAGUCUCAACUUCCAUUCUCCUUAUUAAAUUCUAGAGGCUGGCUUCCUGCUCAGAUCUCCCACAAAAGUAAUGAAAAAUUACAGGAGGAUGAGGAUGUGGCUGAGGAGGAGGAAGCAGAUGACAAAAUAAAUACCCAUUCUGCAUUCCCUAAAGAUGUCUCUUCUUCUAGGAGAAUAUCUACCUCUUUGUCUCAGGGAAGUUCUAGCUCAUCUCUUUCAAAGCUCCAGCAGUCAGUUUCUCAAAUUAGUAAAGUUGAUGAAAAACACAAAAGUAGUCAUGACUCUCCAACUUCUUCCAGAGGAUCAAGUUCAUCUUUGCCAGCAGGCAGACAUGUUGGAUCCAGGGUAGCCACUUCAAAUGAACAGGUGUCAGAUUCGUAUAAACAAUCUUCAUCUUCCUAUCAAUCAAAACCCUCUCAGCCAAGCUCUAGCUCCAUCACUGACACAGCAAAGGACAAUCAGAAUAGCAGGGAUACUUCUUUAUCUUCAAAGUCAUCCUCCACUUCUUUGAGACGAACUCAUCCUUCAGUUCCUAAUUACCAUUCAGGUUCCAGAGUCCCUACUAGAAUAGCAUUCAAAAGUGAGAAGAAAUAUGGACCAUUCCAGUCGCCACCAUCAAAAGUGGAACCUUCUCCAAAAGCUCCUCUCUCCUCUAUAUCUAAAUCUCGCCAGUCAGGUUCAAAAGAUGAUGAGGAGGAGGAGGGAGAAGUGGAGGAGAAACCCACAUUAUCUUCAGCUGCAAAAUGGUCAUCUUCCUCCAAUUCUAGAGGCAGUACAAAUAUGAAUGGCAAUGGUGCCAGGGAUAAAAGGAAACCCAUGGGCUCUCGUCUAAUACACAAAGUAAGCUCUGCAGAAGAAAAAGAGGAGGAAGAGCCUCCCACUUUAAAACAAUCUCUUCCUGCCUCACAAGGCAGGUCAUCGUCUUCUGUAGUCUCAAGAAUUUCUCAGACCCCUAACAAACCACAUACAUCUUCUAAGCCAAGAUUGGCCUGGCCACGCUUCUCUGCAUCCUUAUCUGUGCCUUCUCAGCUGUAUCCCACACGCUCUGCUUCUCCAACUCUUACUUCAUCUUCAUCCCCUCUCGUGCCCCAUCAACGACUACAAAGGCAACGAAACCUUUCUCAACGGCAAUUUGUCAGACCUCCAUAUAGACAAGGUAGUAAUGGUAGGCCCAAUCUUACAACAAAAACAAAUAUAAAUGGGAAAAUACUACCUGGUAAUAAUGGAAAACAAAGUGGACAAAGAAUAAUCAAUGGUCCUCAAGGAACAAAGUGGAUUGUAGAUCUCGAACGAGGGGUAGUGUUGAAUGCUGAAGGAAGAUACCUCCAAGAUUCCCAAGGAAACCCCCUCCGAGUGAAACUAGGAGGAGAUGGACGCACUAUUGUUGAUGCUGGUGGUGCUCCAGUAGUGAGUCCUGAUGGAUUACCUUUGUUUGGACAUGGGCGAUUUAGUAAACCUCUAGCAAGUGCACAAGAUAAACCAGUAGUAAGCCUUGGAGGGAAACCACUGAUUGGUCUUGAAAUGAUUAAAAAGACAACAACUUCUUCAACAACUACGACCACAAUUCCCACAACAACCACAACUACCAUCACAACCACCACUCCUGAACCAACGACUACUGAACUUCCAACAGAGAAACCACUACCUACAUGUCCCCCAGGCACUGAUGCUAAGUAUGAUGAGGAGGGCAUGUUGGUAAUAGGGCUUGAUGGCCUGCCUGAAUGCAAUGCAGAAGAUACAUUCUCAGGGCUGGAUAUGGAUGUGACACCAACUCCAGAGGCAUAUGUGAUCUAUGACGAAGACUAUGAGUUUUUUGAGAGCACUUUGCCUCCCACCACUACCAUGAUCACUACUACUACUGCUGCUACUACUACUACUACAGAAGCAGUGCCUGAGACAGACUAUCCAGAGAUCAGUGUUGCCGGCUCCGAUCCUAUGUCAGAAUUUGACUUAGCUGGGAAGAAACGAUUUACAGCUCCUUAUGUGAGUUAUCUCAACAAAGAUCCUGCAGCUCCCUGCUCCUUGACAGAGGCAUUGGAGCACUUCCAAGUGGAAAGCCUGGAUGAAAUCAUACCCUAUAAUCUAAAAGAGGGAGAGCUGCAUCCCCGGACAGUCCCUUACAAUAUCACAGUGGUGGCAGUGGAAGGCUGCCACUCCUUUGUCAUUGUGGACUGGGCCAAACCCCGACAAGGAGACCUGAUAACAGGUUACUUGGUUUACAGUGCAUCUUAUGAUGACUUUAUAAGGAACAAGUGGUCAACCAAGACUGCAGGGGCUACUCAUUUACCUAUUGAGAACCUGAAGCCAAAUACAAGAUACUAUUUUAAAGUCCAAGCAAAGAAUCCCUAUGGUUAUGGGCCUAUUAGCUCUUCGGUCUCAUUUGUCACAGAAUCUGAUAAUCCACUGCUUAUUGUCAGACCACCUGGUGGUGAGCCCAUCUGGAUCCCUUUCACUUUUAAAUAUGAUCCCACCUACUCAGACUGCAGUGGAAAGCAGUAUGUGAAACGCACUUGGUACCGAAAAUUUGUGGGAGUGGUUCUUUGCAACUCUUUGAGGUACAAGAUUUACCUCAGUGAUGACCUGAAAGAUACAUUCUACGGCAUUGGAGAUAGCUGGGGGAGAGGUGAGGACCACUGCCAGUUUGUGGAUUCACACAUGGAUGGAAGAACAGGGCCUCAGUCAUAUGUAGAAGCCUUGCCCACCAUUCAAGGGUAUUAUCGCCAGUAUCGCCAGGAACCCGUGUCAUUUGGGCGCAUUGGUUACACAACACCUUACUACUACGUCAGCUGGUAUGAGUGUGGCGUGCCAAUUCCAGGGAAAUGGUAACCAUGUAGCAGUUCACCUGCAGAUCGUAUGGAGAGUGCACCAAUCAUGCCUUUCAAAUGACUUGUACUGGAAGACUGUGACUAGUUGUUUAGGAAAAGAAUAAAACAUGAAAGAAACCAGCUAAGACCAGUUGCUCAAGAGACCCCAACCAAACUAAAUACUGUACACAUUUUCUCAGCUGAAAUCUGUGGUGCUGUUUGAUCACUCUGCUUGGGACAGGAUUUGAAUUUGGUGCCCUACUUUCCUUCUCUGGGUCUUAAAAGGCAUGGAGAUGUGGUUGUAAUGGGCGCAACCAGUGCUCAGUGAAACCUAAAACUUUACUGUUCACAAAAACUUGGAAGUUGUGUAUAUCCUGCAGGAAUGACCUAAGCAUGCUGUGCUUGCUUAAUGGAAUGUUAAACACUUUUCAUUGUUAUUAAUAGAAUGCUCCAUCACUUACAACUUGUGGAGUUCCAUGCUUCUGAGUUUUACUAUACAAUCAUGCCAAGUUGCUAGACAUUCACCAAAGGGAAUAUAUUCUACUUAAAACUUCUCUGGUGGGUUUGCCCAUUCCUGGACUAAACACCAGGUCACAGUGUAAAUUCACUUUUUAUAUAUAUAUAUAUAAAUACAGUACUCUAUGUCCAAAGUACUACAUAGAGAAGCUGAGUUUUUCUUGUUCACUAGAUAAAUAUGGCUGGGAUUUUUAUGUAAAAGGUGCUGUUAAUUAAUAGGUCUUCUGAUUUUUAGUCCAUGAAACAUUUUACUAUGCACAAUAUAUUAACCAUGAAAAGAACUUUGUUCUUCUUAUUAGUGAGCAAAGGUCUGUGACAGCUUCCUAGCAAACCAAAGGACUGGAUAUUUAAUGAGAGUAAAUCUUUUUACCUAUACUAAAAUUGCAUUAUAAACCAACAUAGGUGCCGUACCAUCAGAGUGUCAACAUUUAAGUUAAACUUUCUGUCCAGUACUAUUUAAAAGGCUGAGUUCAGUUUUUGUUUGAUUCAUUUUCAUCAUCUUUGUGUAUUAUUUAUUCUUUGUGAGGUUAUUAAGUCUCACUGUGUGAAUGGAGGCACAGUGAGAUAACACAGGACUUGCAGACAAGUUUUAACUUAUUUUCUAAACAAAACAGACACCUCUAGGAUGCUUGAGCAGCACAAAACUCCUCUGACUCCGAUCCAUCAUGUGAAUGAGGUGUGAAAGUCAUCAUUCUUUCUCUAAAGCACAUCAGAAGGGCAGACCACACAGCAUGUCUUCCAUCAAAGGCGGAGAAGCAAAAGCUGGUGUGUCUGGGAGGUGCACUCCUGAUUUUUAGCCAGGAAUACAAACCUUAUUUGGAAAGUACUCAGUAACAUACAAUUUCAGUAUGCAUCAGAAGCAAUUUCUCCUGCCAUAUUACUCUCUCUCUUAAUGUAGCACAUAAGUUUACUCUGACCCCAAGGGAUUUAGCCUUUGUGGCCAUACUGUUUCACUGUUACAUCUUAUAAGCCUUUGCUCACGUCAAAAAAGACUCCAGCAUUCUGACGGCCUGGGAAAAUGGCAAUAUACCUGGGGAACAAAUUCAACUUCUUGAUCAUCUGUCACUCUCAUUCCAGUUUACAUACCAUAUAGGACUAAUAUCUUAUAAGCCGCUUUUGUAGUUAUUGUAAAUGUAUGGGGAGAAAAGUAACUAAAGUGAUUAUUGAAAGAGCUUUUUAUUUUCACAGUGGUGCUGGGAUUGAACACUGAAUUGUUUUCACAUUUUGUUUUGCUUCAAUGCAGUGCCAAAUAUAUGAUCUUUAAAUAUAGCUUCUUUCCCUAAUAAACGUAUGAUAUA
Messenger RNA from Mauremys mutica (yellowpond turtle), 7750 nucleotides. RefSeq names its product fibronectin type III domain containing 1 (gene FNDC1). Bases 1 to 5958 code for a protein of 1985 amino acids. Gene Ontology annotation, molecular function: protein binding. The transcript is spliced from 20 exons. Lineage: Eukaryota; Metazoa; Chordata; Testudines; Geoemydidae. The record is from RefSeq and is a predicted model, not a curated record.